AUGUUAGAAAUGAAAGUUUUGUUAAUUGUUAGUCUAUUCUUUACUCUUGGAAGUUGUAUUGAGUUACGUUUACCCCUUUUAAACGAAGAUUCAAAAUUUUUUACAGUUAAUAAGGUGUACGUACAAGAUUUUGAUGAACAAGAUAACGAAAGCCAAUGUUAUGGAGUAACCUUCUAUGAAGCUAAAGAUGAAGACGUUAUCAGGGAAGUAUAUUAUCACGGGGUCUUGAUAUUUUCUAAUUUUUCUGAGUUUGAUGAAAGUUAUUAUAGUUACCUGAAUUAUGGCUAUCCCAGUGAUAGAAGUGAUGAUAGUAGUAGUGAUGGAGAGUUUGAAGAUGGGAUUAGUCAACUUGUUGGUACUAGUCAAAAUAAUCAAUCCUAUCAAAAUGAUACUCAAACUAAUAUAAAAAAAGAAUCAAUUGAUGAAACUAAUAUAAAAAAAGAAUCGAUUGAUGGCAACCAACUUCAUGAAUCAAGUGGUGAAAACAAUAAAGAAUCAACUUCUGGCGUUAAAUUUAGAAGAGUUGUAACUAAUAUGGAAUUAAAAACACAAGUUAUAUUAUGUAUUUAUAUAUUAAUUUGGCAAGCAGAUGAAUACUAUGAAAAGGUUGAAAAAAUUUUCGCCAUCACUGAUGAUCUUAUAAGAGCCAUAGGGGAUCAAGAACUUUAUGUGAGUUUACAAUAUGAAAAUGCAGAGGAUACCAUAAGAAUUAUCAGGAACAUUAUGAAAAGAAAACCGAUAAGGUUAAUGAGCUAUGAAGAUCUGGAUCAAGUGGAUGAUGUGCCCUACCUAGUAAAGGGUCGAAAUAUAUCGCCAAGGCAGAUUAGAAAAGAAGUGGACCAAAUUUUGAAUAAUCCGAAUAUUAGUGAACAAGAUCUAAUGGAUGCAGGCCCCAGUGGACUGUCGGAGUUUAGGUUGUAUUACCCUAAUGCUGAGUCAGAUUCAGACUAAAAGGAUCUAACAAUUAAUGUCAUCUAUAUUUG
Molecule: messenger RNA, 983 nt
Organism: Theileria parva strain Muguga
Lineage: Eukaryota; Apicomplexa; Aconoidasida; Piroplasmida; Theileriidae
Exons: 1
Coding region: 1-951 (316 amino acids)
Source: RefSeq, a predicted model, not a curated record